AUGUCGCUGGCUUCCUGGUUCAGGUGGAAUGAGCCACCAAGCCGGAUUUCCCAAAGGAGCCCCACAGAGAUGGUGGUGGAGACACUAAUGAUGGAACUAGGCUGGCAGAUCAAGCAGGCAGAGAAACAGCAACGAGAGAGAGAGAAUGAAUAUCGCAAGAUAAAGACGGGCGUGGACUACGGCUGGCUGGUUAGCUACCCAAAGCCUAAGCACAGCUAUGACAUCAGCCCAGGGGAGCGGCUGCAGCUGGAGGACAUGUGCACCAAAAUACAUCCCUCCUACUGUGGGCCAGUCCUACUCAGAUUCCGGCAACUUAUUGCUGAAUACGAGCCAGAGGUACAGGAAGUAGCCCGGCUCUUCCGCUCUGUCCUGCAGGAAGCCACUGAGAAAAUCAAAGAGGAAGAAGAGGCCAAGAAGCUUGCGAGGCAGUGGAACACAAAACACAAAACCAGCCUGUCUCUAAUGACAUUUAAAUCCCGGACCAGGAUUUCCCCAUUCAGCAGCAACAUCAAGACCAUUUCAGAGGACGUGGAGCGAGGCACUGAGCCAACCAGAAGAGUAUGGAGUAUGCCGGAGUUUAGGAGUGCCAAGGAUUACUGA
Messenger RNA from Emys orbicularis (European pond turtle), 600 nucleotides. RefSeq names its product RD3 regulator of GUCY2D (gene RD3). The transcript is spliced from 2 exons. Bases 1 to 600 code for a protein of 199 amino acids. Lineage: Eukaryota; Metazoa; Chordata; Testudines; Emydidae. Gene Ontology annotation, biological process: retina development in camera-type eye. The record is from RefSeq and is a predicted model, not a curated record.